Pimephales promelas (fathead minnow) is the source of this 2930-nucleotide messenger RNA. RefSeq names its product host cell factor C2 (gene hcfc2). Lineage: Eukaryota; Metazoa; Chordata; Actinopteri; Cypriniformes; Leuciscidae. The record is from RefSeq and is a predicted model, not a curated record. Gene Ontology annotation, biological process: chromatin remodeling; regulation of DNA-templated transcription. Gene Ontology annotation, molecular function: protein binding; transcription coactivator activity. Gene Ontology annotation, cellular component: histone methyltransferase complex.
UUUCACGCACGGGGAAGUGCUACGAACUGUUUGCAUGUACUGUAGUCAGCCUUUACUGCAAUGCAAUUGUGCAUGUGCAAAAUCAAAAAUCUAUGCUAAAAUACCGAUAACCCAUUAUGAUUAACAAGGAUCCUCUAUGGAAAAGAGUGCGGUCUUACGCUGGACCGGUUCCGAGAGCGAGGCAUGGGCACCGGGCCGUGGCCAUACGAGAGCUGGUGGUUGUGUUUGGAGGUGGAAACGAGGGAAUAGCGACCAAUCUGCAUGUUUAUAACUCUGUGACCAAGCAGUGGUUCCUACCAGCAGUGAGAGGUGAUAUCCCACCUGGUUGUGCCGCUCACGGCUUCGCUUGUGAAGGCACACGGAUCCUGGUGUUUGGUGGGAUGGUUGAAUUUGGCCAGUAUACCAACAGUCUCUAUGAACUGCAGGCCAGUCGAUGGCUGUGGAAGAAACUGAAGCCCCGCCCACCGAGGAACGCAUCACCUCCAUGCCCACGAAUAGGCCACAGCUUCACUCUUCAUGCUAAUAAGUGCUACGUUUUGGGUGGAAUGGCCAAUGACAGCGAAGACCCAAAUGGAAAUAUACCACGCUAUUUAGAUGACUUCUACGAGCUGGAGCUGCAGGCCCAAUCCGGGGUUAAAGGCUGGAGCAUUCCUGAAACAAAAGGUGGAGGCCCGUCAGCCAGGGAAUCCCACAGUUCUGUGGUGUACUGUGGCAAGGGUGGCAGUGCCCCAAAGCUAUACAUAUUUGGGGGCAUGUGUGGACACAGACUGAAUGACUUGUGGCAGUUAGACAUUGAGACUAUGACUUGGUCAUUACCUCCAACCAGAGGGGAACCACCACUACCCAGAAGUCUGCACACCUCCAAUGUGAUUGGAAACAAGUUAUAUGUGUUUGGAGGAUGGGUUCCCGUCGGAGAGGCAGAAGAGACGCUCGCUGCUGAUGGAGUCAAGUGGAUCUGCACCAACUCCCUUUCCAUACUAAACCUUGACACACUGACAUGGCAUAACCUGACUCAGGAAGAACACCAGCAGGGAUUGGCUUCAGGCGUACAGUCGGUGGAACAGGAAGAGGGCAGUGCACUCUGGCCCAAAGCACGAGCCGGGCACUGCGCAGUAACCGUCGGCACUCGUUUAUAUGUCUGGAGCGGGCGAGACGGAUACAAGAAGUACAAUAACUACCAAGUCUGCUGCAAAGAUCUGUGGUACCUGGAAACAGAGAGGCCUUCCACUCCUGGUGCGGUGUUUCUUGUGAAGUCCACCAUCAGUAUUCUGCAUGUCGCCUGGCGGCCCUUGCCUGCAGCCGAGUGUUACUUGCUUCAACUGCAGCCGGUCACGUCUCCUCAUUCUGCUUCAGUUGAACCCCAGGCCUCAACAACUCCUCCACCAGACCCAGGAGACAGAAAGGAGCCUAUGCAAAAAGACAAAGUUAAAGGAGAGAAAGAAUCUUCAUCACAGGAAAGCCUUUUGAGGCCAGAAGGAAUGAGUGAGGAUGGGGCAGACAUUCGACCAACAGGGGACAAAGAUCAAAAAGGUGUUUCCGUGAUGCCAUCAGACAUGAAUAAGGCUGAACGAGAAAUUUCUUCAAGCCCAUCCCAACAGUCUGAGGUUACAAAAGAGUCUGUUUGGUUUGAUGUGGGUGUGUUUAAAACACUGUAUUGUGAGGUUACACACUACUUCCUGCCCUCUGAGAAUGGUGACAUGGCCUCAAUCCUGUCUUCGCGAAACUCAUCUGACAGUGAGUGGAAGUUGCCGGGUCCUCAUAGUUUCACGGGUCACGAGAAGCAGGAACUGGCCUCAGGAGUCACGUACAAGUUCAGGGUGGCCGGACUGAACAGCCGUGGCCUGGGCGACUUCAGUCCCGUCAGCGAGUUUAAAACCUGCCAGCCUGGAUUUCCCGGCGCUCCGUCUGCUGUGAAAAUCACCAAGGACUCUGACUCUGUGCACAUCACCUGGGAGCCUCCCACCUCUCUGUCCGGGAAGAUAUUGGAGUAUUCAAUGUACCUGGCUGUGAGGAAGAGUCGAGGGAACAGCGUGGAGCGACCCGGGGAGCUGGCCUUCAUCCGAAUCUACCGCGGUAUCAAGACGUCAUGCACAGUCACUGAAGCCCAGCUGAGCAACGCUCACAUCGACUGCUCGGCACGGCCUGCCGUCGUCUUCCGAAUCGCUGCCAAGAACGAACAGGGCUACGGUCCCGCCACUCAGAUCCGCUGGCUGCAAGACACGAGUAAACUGAAAUCGUCAGUGACGCAGGCCGACUCCAGUGCUCCAGCAGCAGAGCCUGACACCACCUGCAGAUGAACUCUCACCCCCGAUGGAUCCCACUGACAUCCGAGGCUAUAAUACUUCAGGACUGCAUUUUACUCUAUCGUUACACAAGGCCUUUUUAAUAUAGCCCAUUUAGUGACCUCACUGCUUUGAUUGACUUUUAAUGUCAUGGCAUUGUUUACACUUAGUUAAAUAAUACCCCUACUGGGUCAUUAUUACUGUUAAGUCAUGUACAUUUUACUUUAACACUUUUUAUACUGAGUUCAUAAAUAUAGUUUUAUUAAACUGUUGUAGCCACUGGCAACACUUUUUUCCCCCUCUCUCUUGAAAUUGUUUUAAAACAAAGUUCGGGAGGAGCACGUUCAAAUAAUUGAUCCCAUUAUUACAUCAUUCCAACCAGCCGUCGACAAUCAGUAAUCAACAUGUCUAUCCUCACCUUGAGUUGGAGACCCAUAUCUAUAUCUAUAUACAUACAUUCAUUUGACUCACCAAUGUUCCUCGACAGUUUUUCAGCAUCCUUCCACCACCUCAUCUCCGCACACACUCGCCUGGUUACUUCUUAAGCCCAAACCUGAUUAAUUUAGGUGUGCCUGAUUAUUGUUGCCGUGACUACUGAUGUCAGACACACCUGGAUUAAUCAGUUUGCCCAAUAAUGGUAGACAGGAA